Messenger RNA from Physcomitrium patens, 1502 nucleotides. Its product is annotated as uroporphyrinogen-III synthase, chloroplastic. Gene Ontology annotation, biological process: uroporphyrinogen III biosynthetic process. NCBI's taxonomy places the organism in Eukaryota, Viridiplantae, Streptophyta, Bryopsida, Funariales, Funariaceae. Gene Ontology annotation, molecular function: uroporphyrinogen-III synthase activity. The record is from RefSeq and is a predicted model, not a curated record.
AUGAUGGAUUGCUUCGGUGCCCAUGCCCCGUGCUUCAGUUUGCUCUCGAUUUGCGCCGCGCACGACUACACGAUUCUCCCACUUCAACCAGGGGCUUGGGGACAAUCAGGCGGGGAAGGUGAAGGAGAAGCCGUGGAAGAAGAAGAAGAAGAAGAAGAAGAAGAGAUUUUUGGGAAUUGGAGAUUAUUUUGAGAUGCAAGCUGCUCCCUGAGAGACAAGUUGCGAAGAACAUUAUCCGGACAUGGCGAUGCUCCUAGCGCCCUCAGCAUGGUGUGGGUUUCUUCUGAAACCCUCCGAUGCUGGGUUUAUGAACAGGCUAGCGUGUGGAAUAUCAGAAACAUCUUCUUCUGUUUCUGCUUCGCGCACUCAAGUUGGUGUUAGACCGCUGUACAUGAGAAGCUCGGAGUUACAGCAACGGCGGCGGCAUGCGUCUGCUCUUUGUGUCGAAGCUCACAUUGCUACGGGUUCUAAGACAAAGGCGAGUGUUGUAGUAACCAGAGAGCAUGGGAAGAAUGUUAAGCUCAUGAAGGCUUUGGCGAAGCGAGGGAUUCGAUGCUUGGAGUUACCUUUGAUAGAACAUAGGGAUGGCCCAGACUUGCUCAAGCUUGUUCAGACCCUCCGUGAGGGGAAAUUUGAGUGGAUCGUUGUAACCUCACCGGAAGCUGCUACAGUUUUUCUGCGAUCGUGGAGGGAAGCAGGACGCCCAAAAGUACGCAUUGCUGUAGUUGGUGCUGGCACGGGUGAGCUCUUUCAGAACGCGGAGGAAGGAGCAAAUCAGUUAGAUGUUGCCUUUACACCCUCCAAAGCAACCGCGAAGGUGAUGUCCAGUGAGCUUCCCAAACUAAGUGAUGACAGUAACGUUUUGUAUCCUGCGUCCCUCAAGGCCGGUGACGAUUUGGAGAAUGGGUUGAAGGAGCGAGGUUUUCACGUAAUGCGAAUGAAUACUUACUCUACUGAAACUGUUAGGAAUCUGGAUGAAGCUGCCAUUUCUGAAGCUGCUUCAGUUCCUGUAGCGACAUUUGCCUCCCCUACAGCUGUCAAGGCGUGGAUGGAACUCGUGGCAGAGCCAAAGAAUUGGAACGGAGCAGCUGCAUGUAUAGGUAGUACAUCAGCGAACGCUGCUCGGAAGGCAGGGUUACAGAAGGUUUAUCAUCCAGAGAGCCCCGGAAUAGAGGGGUGGGUGGAGAGUAUCAUGGAAGCUUUGGAAGCUCCAGAGCCACAGAAGCUGGAGGCAAAUAUACUUCAAUAACUGAGACUGCUGAUAAUCUCCUUGUAAUUUGUUAAUAGGUUACAGGGAAAUUCAGAGUUCCUGCUUGUGCAUGUCCUGGAGUUUUACUUCACCAAUCAAUUUUGCACACUGCGUUGGAACUGACAAUUAGAGACUUGUACAAGUUCAUUAAUCGCUAUAGCAUGAGUUUCAGCCAAUCAGUUGAAUACAUUGAGGGACAAAUAAUUUCUUGUUAAUGGUUGAGUGUUGUAUCAUGAGACUGGAAAGAUUGUGC